AUGGUGAGGGAGUACAUCCCUCGAGCCAGAGUGCAUUUCGACAACAGAAUCGACAUAUUCACCGUUACCUAUGAGGGUUGGACGUGCUCAUUGGGAGUGUUCCCCGUAUCGAUCAAGAACGAAGACUUCCUGUCAAUUGCCAAUGAACCUCAGUGCGCCAUUGAAGCUCAGGAAAUCAAGCGAGAUGUACUGUCCAAUAGCGGUGAAGGAGGCUGCUUCUUUUUCUCUGUCGAGAGGUUUGACUACACCAAGGGUAUUAUGGAGAAGCUGAGAGCGUGGAAAAGGUAUGGUCUCAAAUUCCGUGAAGUCCGUAAUGUAGCAAUCUAUAGUAGAUCUCUUUCUAGGUAUUUUGAAAAGCAUCCAGAGAGGAAAGGCCUAGAUGUGCUCUACCAAAUUGCGGUCACAAACAGGCGCGCUGUGGAAUCGUACAAAAGAUAUCAGGACAGUUGCCUUGAGUUGGCGAAACAUAUCAACGAGACUAUUCGAAGUGAAUCACAUCCGGACUGGAGGCCACUGCGAUUCGAAACUGAUGGACUGCCUCGUACCCGUCUUAUCGCUCACUAUCUUGCCAUGGACAUCGGCGUCGUAACUCCAUCCAAGGAUGGCAUGAACCUUGUGGCAAAGGAAAUGAUGGUGUGCAAUCCAUCAGCCUCGCUUGUGCUUUCCUCGGGAGCCGGAACUGAAGUUAGUUGUGCGAAGCAGUCGUUCUAUUUAGGAUCCCUUUGA
Messenger RNA from Ostertagia ostertagi, 726 nucleotides. The record is from the annotation of a GenBank genome assembly. NCBI's taxonomy places the organism in Eukaryota, Metazoa, Nematoda, Chromadorea, Rhabditida, Trichostrongylidae.